Botrytis cinerea B05.10 is the source of this 1041-nucleotide messenger RNA. RefSeq lists its product as hypothetical. Lineage: Eukaryota; Fungi; Ascomycota; Leotiomycetes; Helotiales; Sclerotiniaceae. The record is from RefSeq and is a predicted model, not a curated record. The transcript has 2 exons. The coding region runs from base 102 to 977 and encodes 291 amino acids. Gene Ontology annotation, biological process: proteolysis. Gene Ontology annotation, molecular function: serine-type endopeptidase activity.
AGCCAUCACCACAUCUUCAACCUCAUCAGCAGUUCCAAUCCACUCCUCGAUCUCCAGUAUCCUUCUAACACUGUACGACUCUGUACCACCGCACCUUCACAAUGGCACCAAUUCUCAACUUCGCGCUCGCUCUUGCGAUGCCCAUCCUUUCGUUGGCGGCUGCUCUUCCAACCGGAGCUGAGCUCGAAAACCGUGCUACCACUCUCGGAGGAACUCCAGAUAUUGUCGGAGGAACCACCGCUGCUCUUGGUGAAUUCCCCUACAUUGUCAGCUUGUCCUACAGCGGCUCUCACUUCUGUGGUGGUGUCUUGCUCAACGCCUACACCGUUCUUACUGCAGCUCAUUGCUCUGUCAGCUACUCAGCUUCCUCAGUUAAAGUUCGCGCUGGAACUUUGACCUGGGCAUCUGGCGGAACCCAAGUUGGUGUUAGCAAGGUUGUAGUCCACCCAUCCUACAGUUCCUCCACCACCAACAACGACAUUGCACUCUGGCAUUUGUCGACUGCUCUCCCAGCCAGCUCCACCAUCGGCUACGCUAAGUUGCCCGUUCAAGGCUCGGACCCUGUUGUUGGUUCUACCACCACUGUUGCAGGAUGGUAUGUAUUUCCGAUGCUUCAGCAAAUUUUGUUUGAAGAAAAAGCGCUAAUUGUAAAUAGGGGUCUUUUGACUGAGAACGGAUCCACAUUGCCAUCAACUUUGAGAAAGGUCUCGGUUCCAGUCAUCUCCCGUGCUUCCUGCCAAGCUGAGUACGGUACAUCCGCUGUUACCACCAACAUGUGGUGUGCAGGAUAUGCUGCAGGUGGCAAGGAUUCCUGCUCUGGUGACUCUGGUGGACCAAUCAUCGAUACUGCCACUGGUGUUUUGGAGGGUACUGUUUCCUGGGGUCAAGGUUGUGCUGAGGCUGGUUACGCUGGUGUCUACGCUAGAGUUGGUAACUAUGUUACUUACAUCAACUCCAACCUCUGGACUAGCUUGUAAAUAUGGAGAUGAUGAUGUAGUGAAGGUUGAGAGUAGGAAUAUGGGCGGGCGAAAAUUGGUAGCA